Molecule: messenger RNA, 4536 nt
Organism: Hemibagrus wyckioides
Lineage: Eukaryota; Metazoa; Chordata; Actinopteri; Siluriformes; Bagridae
Product: procollagen galactosyltransferase 1-like
Exons: 12
Coding region: 529-2319 (596 amino acids)
Molecular function (GO): procollagen galactosyltransferase activity
Source: RefSeq, a predicted model, not a curated record
GAGGAGCGCUGGAACCCCGAGUCUCCCCUGCUGGCACCGCGCGUGCUGCUCGCGCUAGUGUGCCGCAACUCGGAGCACUCUCUCCCGCAUGUCCUCGGUGCCAUCGACCGCCUUCACUACCCCAAGGACCGCAUCGCUGUAUGGUGAGAAGUCUGUUCUUUCAUUUUCUGGAUCAUUUCCUCAGCAGAACGGGAAGUGCAGCCAUGCGCGUGCCAGGGUGAUUUAAACACACCACAUUUUCUUUAAUUCUGUGGAUCUGCCCAUUUCAUCAUCAUAAAACAUCCUUAUUUUUACAAAGAGAUUAAAUCAGCAAGACUGUCAGGUGUAAAGUCUAAAGGAAGUAUUUAAUUAGGGGUGGGGUGGGGGGGUUGAGACGUGUCCAAAUCUUCUACAAUCAGCUUGUUCAUCGCUGCAGCUCUCUCUCUCUCUCUCUCUCUCUCUCUGUCUCUCUCUCCCCCCAUCGGUUGCUGUUCGGCAUUUCUCGGCUGUAUUCGGCUCCACUCGGCUUUUUUGGAGCGAAAGAGCCGGAUGGUGAAAUCAGCCCGAGAACAUUCAGGUGAAAAAAAAAAAAACGGUCCAUCUGAGGGUGCAGUCACUCAACCUAAAGACUUUCGUACCUUUUUGGUUUUUGGCAGACAUUCAUCUUCAUACCUCUGGUUCCUGCCCUGCAUCCCAUCAUCAUCAUCAUCAUCAUCAUCAUCAUCUCUAGAAGUUAAAAAAACAUGUUUUCAAUACAACCCACACAAAAGAGCAGGACGGGUGGCGACGGACCACAACACGGACAACACGGUUUUCAUCCUGCGUGAGUGGCUCAUUAAAGUGCAGAAUCUGUAUCACUAUGUGGAGUGGAGACCGCAGGAGGAGCCCAGCGAGUAUGAGGAUGAGGACGGACCGAAGCACUGGACCGAUCUACGCUAUGAGCAUGUGAUGAAGCUACGACAGGCAGCGCUGGACACCGCCAGGCAGAUGUGGGCAGACUACUUUCUGUUGGUGGACUGUGAUAAUCUUCUCACUAACCCUGACAUCCUCUGGAAGCUAAUAAAGGAAAAUAAAACCAUUGUGGCACCAAUGCUGAAGUCCAGAGCUGCCUACUCCAACUUCUGGUGCGGAAUGACCUCUCAGGGCUACUACAGGCGUACACCAGACUACAUGCCUAUAAGAAGUCAGGAGAAGCGUGGCUGCUUCCGCGUCCCCAUGGUUCACUCCACCUUCCUGCUGGAUCUUAGGAAACAGGCCUCCAGCCAGCUGGCCUUCUAUCCUCCACACCCUGACUACACCUGGGCCUUCGACGAUGUCAUCGUGUUCGCCUUCUCCGCCCGCAUGGCAGAUGUUCAAAUGUAUGUGUGUAAUCGAGAGACGUAUGGCUACACCCCUGUCCCACUGCAUACCCAUCAAUCCUUGCGAGACGAGGCAGAUAACUUUCUGCACACGCUGCUCGAGGUCAUGGUGAACGAUUCUCCGGUGGAUCCCUCGGUGCAUCUCCCUCCUGUCCCUCCUAAACUUCCCGACAAACUGGGCUUUGAUGAGGUGUUCAUGAUUAACCUGCUGAGGCGGUCAGAUCGUAGAGAACGAAUGUUAAGGACUCUGUGGGAGCAGGAGAUCACCUGCAAGAUCGCCAAUGCAGUGGACGGCAAGGCACUGAAUGAUAGUCAGAUCCGUGCGUUAGGGAUCAGAAUGUUGCCGAGUUACAGUGACCCGUAUCAUGGCAGGCCGCUCACUAAAGGAGAACUUGGCUGCUUCCUGUCUCACUACAACAUCUGGACUGAGAUUGUAGAGCGGGGACUGCAAAGGUCUUUGGUUAUAGAAGACGAUUUGCGCUUCGAGCCCUUCUUUAAAAGGAAAUUGCAGAAACUGAUGCAGGAAGUGGAAGCAGAAGAACUCGACUGGGAUUUAAUUUACAUUGGGAGGAAGCGGAUGCAGGUGGACCAUCCAGAGAAACCGGUACCCAACAUCCGCAACCUGGUGGAAGCCGAUUACUCCUACUGGACGCUGGGCUACAUGAUCUCAUUACAAGGAGCUAAUAAGCUGCUGAGGGCAGAGCCUCUGAGCAAAAUGCUUCCUGUAGACGAGUUUUUGCCCGUCAUGUACAACAAGCACCCAGUGGAGGACUACAUGUCUCACUACGAGGUGAGAGAUCUACGGGCGUUCUCCGCUGAGCCGUUACUCGUCUACCCCACGCACUACACAGGAGAUCCAGGGUACAUCAGCGACACCGAGACGUCCACCGUGUGGAACAACGAGACCGUUCGCACCGACUGGGACCGAAAGCGUUCGGAAAAGAACCGCGCAAUGCACUCACACGCUACCUCUGACCUCUGACCUCUCAUACAAAGAAGCUUUGAAAUGCUAAAACUUUUUCUUUACCACUAGGUGGUGUUAGUGAGCAAAACGCACAAGGAGAGGAGUGUGUAGUGAGGAACAUGCUUCGCUGUACACAACAGGCAAAAUCAGUGUAGCAUCAACAAUGUAUCUGAAGCGAUUUUGCUCUGAAAACAUGUACUGUUUACUUCAAACGGAAACUCAUCGGGUAGCGAGCUAGUCUGCCUACUAACCAAGAAAGCAUUUUAUUCACAGUUCUGCUCAAGACGAGAACGAGACACUGAAUUAAAAUGAGUGAAAAGUCUCAUUGCUGUGGUUUAGAGCGCUCUGCUCCAGAUGUGGUGAUGUGGAGGAUCCACGAUGUCACGAACAAAACAGAAGUCGAUAUUUCAAAGCAAUUGUUUCUUAAAAAAACAAAAGAAGUUUACACAGUGUUUAAUGUCUGAAGUUCUCGACUAAUGUAGCUUUCAAGUAAAGAAAAGUUUGAGCCUCUAGCACACGUUUUCACCGUAAAACAUAAUGUGUGGCUCAGUAAUCUUCUGUUGCUUGCUAACUUUAUUAAAGAAAGUAAAGAAUCAAACUUCAGACAUUCAGUGUACCUGUAAGACCAAAAAGUAUUAAAAUGGGCUGAUGGGACACUAAUUAAGGUCCACAUUGUUGUAGAUCAUACACAUGAGGCAGUGUGAAAGGGAAUAAUUUCUAUUAAAUAUAAAGUGAUGGAAUAUUACAUCGCUUCUAUUGGAGAGAUCAGUCAGAACUCAGAUUACGGCACAAGUUCUGAGCUUUUCAUCAUUAUAUAAUCAAUCCUAAAGUUCCAAACAUCAUAUAUUGAAAAUUUGUUCCAAACUCCAUCAGGUCUGUUCGCAUCUCUCGGUUCUGUUGUGGCUCCAGUGUGCUGCUGGUUUUCAGGACUAUAUUAAUAUUAAUAUUUAAUGUUAAAGGGACAUUCAGGUGGAUUGUGUCGGAAUCGAACACUCCGGUUUGUGCAAAAAAAAAAAAAAGCUUUAAUAGUUUUUCAAUCUUAACUUGUUUCUGAUUGAGGACUGAGUUGAAAUACUUGACCAACAGUUUCACUCGUGUACUGAAGCGCUUUCCAGAAACUUCUGCUAUUUCUGAAUGAGUUCAUCUCGAGAGAACUGGUGUAUUAAAUAAUUAGCAAUUUUUUUUACUUUUGCUUCUUGAAUUUGGGAUUCUAGGCAUGAAAAAUGUGAGCAUGAGAAGAGAGGAAAAAGUAUUGGAAUAAUUCAGCUAUAAAUUGUACUAUUUUGCAGAUAUUUUCUGUUCACUGUGGGAGGGCUCAGCUGUUUUACUAAUCAAACAUCGUCUAUUGUUCAAUUUGAUAUUCCUUAAUAUAGUGAGGCUUAUUAUUAUUAUUAUUAUUAUUAUUAUAAUUAUUAUUAUUAUUACUAGUAAUAGUAGUAGUUUAUUUUUUUUUAACACACAAAAUUUUUAAUCUUCCGCAUGACUGAUGAUUGUUCUUUUACUUAAAAAAUAGCUUUGCAUCUUGAUUGAAUCUUUAUUUCUGUUUUUGUAAACCUGUUGUUUGUAUUUUGUUAUCUAAUUUCAUAUUUUAGUUAUCUCAUCAUUUCAGAGAGGUUCCUAACCGAAAUUUGACUUCAGAGAGGAAAUUCCACCCUAAUGUGCUUUUUACUUGCGUGACCUUGAAGUUGCCAAAUAUUUGAUAAACGUUCUUUGUUUAAACUUAAGCUGAUGUAUCUGUUUUAUUAGUUUAACCCAUUGCUAUUGUUCAGUUUUAUUUUUAUUUGUUUAUUUUUUUUAGGUUUAUUCCAUCAUCAUCAUCAUCUUUAUCAUCAUCAUUUCAGAGCAGUGCCUUAAAGCCCGACUGGUUCCUGGACAUUUGGGAGUCGUAUGAUUCUGUAACUGACUAACGCCGUGUUACACUGUGACGAUGUGAGAGAGUUGUGGCAGAAGGUGAAGUUUUCAGAGGAUCUGAAGUCAGAUUUAAAGUUAAAGAAGUCGCGUUCUGGUUAUAUUGUAAUGUGUUCAGAAUGACGAUCACUUCCCUCCUCUCACUGUUUCUUAUGAUAUAAAAAUCAUGAUAUAAGGUGUAACUGAUGAUCAGUAAAUGAAAGACAGAUCAGCUGAGAACAGCAGCUUCAGCUCUGUGUGUGUGUGUGUGUGUGUGUGUGUGUGUGUGUGUGUGUGAUUUCUGCUUAAGGUUUAAUUUAUUGCUCAUUUCUGCUAACAGUGUGAUCA